AAGUGCGCGCGGAAUUUUCUUUACUCUAACAGCAACAGCUAGCUGAGCUUAGCGGGUAUUUUAGUAAACUCAGUUAGCCUGUUGUUGGGGUAAAAUGUCUCAUUCAGUCGAAGCGGAUUUACCACCGAACUUGUCAUGCCUGAAAGAUAUUGACACUUUGCUGCGAUGCCCUAUUUGCUUUGACUACUUGAAUAUAUCCAUGAUGACGCAGUGUUCUCAUAACUUUUGCUCCUUGUGUAUACGGAAAUUUCUUUCCUACAAGCUGCUGUGUCCUGUUUGCAACACGCCACUGACAGAACAAGAGCUGAGGAACAACAGACUGCUGGAUGACCUUGUUCAGAGCUUCCAAGUUGCGAGGCAACAGCUGUGUCAGACAAAUUUCGAAUCACCGCCGAUCUCCCCCAAGUCCCCCACGAUGGCCGUCGGUGGAAAAGCAGCUAGGCAGAAAGCCCUAAAGAAAGAGGGCGCUACUCUCACUCACUUUUUCCAGAAACGAGCCCCAGUCAGCUCUUCCACAGGAACACAGUCAGGCUCGAAGUGUUUGCUCCCAGUGAAAACAGAGCCCAUGGAGGUGUGUGUGCAGGAAGCUUUCCUGCCAAAGAGUGCAGUGACCGUGACAACAGCAGUGAAAGAAAAGAAGUGGAGUGUGCUCACUUUCGCCUCCACAUCGCAGGAUAUUAAACCUGUGCCCAAAGUGGAAUGUCCGGUGUGCAGCGUGGAAGUGUCUCAGCAGCACAUUAAUAAACAUCUGGAUACAUGUCUGACCAGAGGGGAGAAGAAGGAUAGCCUCAGAAGGUCUGACCAGCUAGGCAUAUCCUGUUCUGCAUGUGUAGAGCCCAAUUCUCAGAAGCGCAGGCCGAUGGCCAAGCUGGUGUACGCUCUAAUGACAAUGGUGGAGUUAAAGAGAAGGCUGAGAGAGUGCCAUCUGUCCACGCAAGGCUCCAGAGAGCAGCUCAUCCGACGGCACCAGGAGUUCAUACAUAUCUACAACGCACAGUGUGAUGCACUCAACCCCAGAUCAAGUGAGGACAUUGCUAGAGAGGUUGAAAACAAUGAGAAGAUGAGGAAUCUCCUGGAGAGUAAAAGUAAACCUGCCAUAAUCAUCACUAAAAAACACACAGCUGAUGAAAUCGAACAGUUGCACUCUGACUACCGGAAACAGCACAACGGGGAGUUUUCCCGAUUGAUUGCUCAGGUCAGAGGUCGUUUGGAAAAUUCCAGGAGAACAAAAAUGAAGCAGGAAGAAGAAAAAUCAGUGGAGGCAUCGUGUUGCAGUGCUGAUGACACAGUAGUCCAAAACACACCCCUGUCCCCAGUUUCUUCAACACUGGAUUUACCAGCAAUUACCAGCAAUGAGACGACUCCUGUUAUAGACGUUGGGUCAAGGUCACAGAGCCCCACUCUGAGUGAAGUGUCUGUCAGCAGAACGCACAGAGCCAGUGAGAAUGCUACCGAAAAAAAAGAAAAUAUGAUCUCUUCAUCUUGGUGCUGAUCUGAAGUGUUUUUGCCAGGGCUGUGGAUGAAUUGAAAACAUGCUGUAUGUCACCAGAAGUGCAAUAUGAGGAGCAAAGUCUUGGGAAAUCUGUGCUUUCAAAGACUGUUGCUUGGAGCCUGAGGCAGGAGAUUAUGCUGUAGUUUAUUCAGUAACAAUCGAAUGAAAAGGUAUAUAUUCCAGUCCCCCCUCCCCCCAUCCAUCUAUCCGUCCAUACACACACACACACACUCUAUAUAUCUAUACACACAUACACUUAUGUUCCUACUGUGAAUAGUAAUAGUCAUAGCAUAGAGUUGUUGCCCAUUGCCACCAUUAGCAUCUUCUUUAGACGUGAGCUCACUGACGCUUAUGUACCGUAUUUCCGCACUAUAAAGCGCACCGAAUUAUAAGGCGCAGUCUCAAUUACGGGGUCUAUUUCUGUACUUAACCCAUACAUAAGGCGCACGUAUUAUAAGGCUCAUGCUAAAACAUACGGUCUACAAAAAAGGUAACAGAAGAAAAACAGUGAGUUUAGUUCAACUUUAUUCUACUAUAUAACAAUACACACACAUUAUUUUUAAUUAAUCUUCUCCCACAAAUCCAUCAAAGUCCUCAUCUACUGUGUCUUCUUAAUUUGGCACGGUUCAUUCUCUUACUUCCUCCACUUCCGAACCAUAGAUUCGUUGAUGUUGAAAUCUUUUGCAGCUGCUCUAUUCCCAUUUACAACCGUGUAACUGAUAGCCUGUAGUUUGAAUUGUGCCUCGUAAGCAUCUCUCGUCACUGGUGCCACUGGUGCCAUUUCGGGGUUCCUUAGUCAAACAAAUGUUGUCUUAUUUUUCUUCUUCUGGUUUUUAUUGGUGGAUGGCAAACCAACUUAAGGUGCAUUUACCGCCACCUACUGGACUGGAGUGUGGUGCGCAUAAUGGUUAGGAAGAAACAAAUGUUGUUUUGCAACAUACCGGUAGUAUACCUACCGGAGGCGUGGCGGAGGUAAGCGUACAUACUGUACGUAUUACGUAAUGUUCUCUGAUUGGUUUAUCGCUGCCAGCGUACGUAGUGUAUGUAUUACGUCCCUGUGUCAGCGGGAAAUGGUCAGCGGGAAACCAAAGUCGCACAACAUUUUUACAGAUUUUUGGAACUCAGUGCACACAUAAGGCGCACCGGAUUAUUAGGCGCACGGCCGAUUUUUGAGAAAAUUUAAGGCUCUUAGGUGCGCCUUAUAGUCCGGAAAAUACGGUAUUCUUUUAAUAAUAUGUUUCUAUACGAGUCUGUUUUAGCACUUCUUUUUUUUUUUUAAUGUCAUGUGUUAGAAUUGAAACCUUUAGCAGACAUACCCACACAUUCAUAAGGCAUUGGUCAGUUCUGGAUUUGACAGUUUUCCUGCUCUGCAUUUUAUUCUCAUUCCCCAACGUUGCACCUAUCCACCUUUCCAUCAGAACAUUACUGGCAUCUCAACUCCCACAGUCUUUAUUUUGUUACAAAAGUCCUUCCUACACCAUCUAACUAGGUACUUUAAUCAUGUUAAAGUGCAUUCACAAAAUAAUACCAAACCAACUGAGGGUUUAUUUAAUGCUGUGUUUUUGUGGUCUAAUUGCAUUUAAAUGAUUUACAUCCUAUGAUUUGUUUAUGACCACAAAACAAGCUUUGGAGGUACAAUAAGCAUGAUGUUUAUCUAUUUAUCUGUACCCUGCACUUAAUCACACUUGUUAGCCACUGAAAUUAAUCACUUUGGAUUUAAGCAGGAUUAAUGCUGCUGGAUUUGUCCAAUUACAGUGAUUUGCUGAAAAGUAUUCUUCUUUUUUUAUAACCGGCUUAACUUUUUAUUAAUGCUUAAGUGUACAGUUUUUCCACUUAUACAGGAUACUUUAAAUAUAGUGUUUAGUCUAGUUUAAGUUGUAGGACAUAAUUAAUUCAUAUUUGCUCAGAUUAUGCUGCUUUGUAUUUGUUGUAGCGGCAGUGAGCAUACGUGUUGAAAUUAUGCUUCCAUUUUUGUGACGUAUGAUUGUAUACCAUCACGGUUCGCACGGCCACCGUCGAUGAAUGCACUGUCUAUUAAUUAAUAAUCAACAUGAGGUCUAGUUUAUCCUUUGCUUUGCACCAAUUUGUCUAUCUUAAGGGCUGUAAGGUUUUAUAUGUUUUUUCAGAUGUUGAAGAAGCAAUAAAAGUAAUAAAAUGAAAUGAAA
Messenger RNA from Tachysurus vachellii, 3657 nucleotides. RefSeq names its product RAD18 E3 ubiquitin protein ligase (gene rad18). The transcript is spliced from 13 exons. Gene Ontology annotation, molecular function: single-stranded DNA binding; ubiquitin protein ligase activity. The record is from RefSeq and is a predicted model, not a curated record. The coding region runs from base 95 to 1492 and encodes 465 amino acids. Gene Ontology annotation, cellular component: Rad6-Rad18 complex; nucleus. Gene Ontology annotation, biological process: protein monoubiquitination; DNA damage tolerance. NCBI's taxonomy places the organism in Eukaryota, Metazoa, Chordata, Actinopteri, Siluriformes, Bagridae.